CUUCAACUCACCGCAGAAAUUUCAGGUGUCGCCAUGGGCCGCCGUCCUGCUCGUUGUUACCGGUAUUGCAAGAAUAAGCCGUAUCCAAAGUCACGCUUCUGCCGAGGAGUCCCUGAUGCCAAGAUCCGCAUCUUUGACCUGGGUCGGAAGAAGGCAAAAGUGGAUGAAUUCCCGCUCUGUGGCCACAUGGUGUCUGAUGAAUAUGAGCAGCUCUCUUCUGAAGCCCUGGAGGCCGCCCGAAUUUGUGCCAACAAGUACAUGGUGAAAAGUUGUGGCAAAGAUGGUUAUCACAUUCGAGUGCGGCUCCAUCCGUUCCAUGUUAUCCGCAUCAACAAGAUGUUGUCCUGUGCUGGGGCUGACAGGCUCCAGACAGGUAUGCGAGGUGCCUUUGGAAAGCCUCAGGGUACAGUGGCCAGAGUCCACAUCGGUCAAGUCAUCAUGUCCAUCCGCACCAAGCUUCAGAACAAGGAACAUGUGAUUGAAGCCUUACGCAGGGCCAAGUUCAAGUUCCCUGGGCGCCAGAAGAUUCACAUCUCCAAGAAAUGGGGCUUUACCAAGUUCAACACUGAUGAAUUUGAAGACAAAGUGGCUAGGAAGUGCCUCAUCCCGGAUGGUUGUGGAGUUAAAUACGUCCCCAGUCGUGGCCCUCUGGACAAGUGGCAAGUUCUGCAUUCGUGACAUCGUGGAAAGCACUGCCAACUUGGCCAAGCUGAUCUGACUUUUGCUUAACAAUAAAUUUUAUUUACUGGC
Molecule: messenger RNA, 750 nt
Organism: Phacochoerus africanus (Common warthog)
Lineage: Eukaryota; Metazoa; Chordata; Mammalia; Artiodactyla; Suidae
Gene: RPL10L
Product: ribosomal protein L10 like
Exons: 1
Coding region: 34-678 (214 amino acids)
Biological process (GO): ribosomal large subunit assembly; translation
Cellular component (GO): cytosolic large ribosomal subunit; ribosome
Molecular function (GO): structural constituent of ribosome
Source: RefSeq, a predicted model, not a curated record